Messenger RNA from Diabrotica virgifera virgifera (western corn rootworm), 1060 nucleotides. RefSeq names its product phospholipid phosphatase 5-like. The record is from RefSeq and is a predicted model, not a curated record. Gene Ontology annotation, molecular function: phosphatidate phosphatase activity. The transcript is spliced from 4 exons. The coding region runs from base 376 to 1008 and encodes 210 amino acids. Lineage: Eukaryota; Metazoa; Arthropoda; Insecta; Coleoptera; Chrysomelidae. Gene Ontology annotation, biological process: phospholipid metabolic process.
UUUUCGAUGCAAUAUUCGUAUUCAGCGACCUCAAAAAUCCCAAGAUAUGUAAUAAAUUUCACCUAUUUCCAUAACGAAUUUUUAUAAAACACCAGGACAUGACGUAGAUAUCGGGCACCAAGUACAUUGUACAGCAUCGUUAAAGCAAUAUUGGUGUUCAGCGACCUCAAAACCCACGGUAUUACAAGUUUCAACGAUUUUCAUAGUGAAUUUCCAUAAUACUCCAGGAGACGACGUACAUGCCGGGAUACCGGGCACCAGGUACCUCUUACAGCUUCGCCUGCCCGAUAUUCCUGUUCAGAGACCCCAAAAACCGCCGAAUGGUUAGAGAAAUUUACUCCAGUAAUUCGUCACAUAGAUGAAGACGAAUUGUGGAUGUAUCGCUAUCCCUCUGUUGAUAGUUAUUUUCCCAGAAGAUAUUUGUAUGCUACCAUGAUUUUCGUCCCAUCUGUUAUAUACUCAGGGCACUAUAUAUUAUAUAGAAAAGCCCGAGAGACGAUUCCAGAAAUAAUCUGUAGUGUUUAUGGUUUGACAUUAGGAUAUUGUAUUGAUGCUUUGUUGACUGCUGUACUAAAAUUAAGUGUCGGCAGACCAAGGCCUAAUUUUUAUUUCAGAUGUUUUCCCGAAGGGUAUGGCACUGAUAUAGAUAAUUGCGAGGGCGAAUAUCACGGACAAAUGGACGGAAGGAAAAGUUUUCCCAGUGCACAUGCUACUUUUAUUUUUACUUGUAUGGUGUAUAUGAUACUUCAUAUCCAUAACCGAAUCGAUUUAAAGAAACCUAUAUUUUUGAAAGGAAUUGUUAUCACGUUAAAUAGUGUAUUAUUGAUAGUAGCGUUGCUAGUGGCAGCUAGUAGAACUGCUGAUUAUCAUCAUCACUAUUCAGAUGUUCUUGGGGGUGCUAUGAUUGGUUCCGGCGUUGCUUAUGUUAUUCACACUCUUUACGCUACAGCAGAUGAAGCGUUACAAGAAAAUAUUUUAAAAAUUGUGCGAAGAGAGAAACAAGAGUAAAAAAUAAUGUACAGUAUUUUAUUUAAAAAUAAUAAAAAGGAUUAACAAACAA